This is a messenger RNA of Oryza sativa Japonica Group (Japanese rice), 3411 nucleotides long. NCBI's taxonomy places the organism in Eukaryota, Viridiplantae, Streptophyta, Magnoliopsida, Poales, Poaceae. The record is from RefSeq and is a predicted model, not a curated record.
GUAGCGUCGUUGCGCCUGAGAAGAAUCCGAGAAGCUUUCGUUGCAAGCUCCAUCCCAAGGAGUCCUUGAUCUCAUAUGGCUCCAAACUCUCCAACUCUGUAGCGCGUAAUUGCCAGAGCUACUACUAUUACAGCAAGAGAGAGAGGAGGAGGAGGAAGAAGAUGCAGUGGGUGUGAGCUGCGGCUUGCGGGCGAGGGAGUAAUCUCGCUGUCGCUUUCGCUGGGCGACGAGUUGGAGGAGAGACACGACCACGUCCGCCCCCACGCGCCCACGCCCACCACCACCACCACCUCCAUGACUGCAUCCUCCUCCAAAAACCCAAGGCACAAAUCCUAACCACCGGACGCGAGCCGACGCGACGCGACGCGAGUCCCCAUCCACAUCGCUCGCGGCCCUUCCACCGCACGCCAGAUCGGUGGCGGCGGCGGCUGCUCGGGGUUGGAUCCAAUGCGAGCGGUGAUUGAUAGCUGUUGAUGCGAAGGACGACGAUCUGAGGUGGUGGUGGAGUUGGGGGGAUGGCUGCGGCGACGGCGCCGGUGGCGGGUGCGGCGGAGCGGCAGCAGCAACAGCAGCAGCAGCAGCGCGGCGGGGCGGCGUCGGCGAGCGGCAACGCGGUAUUUAAGAGUGGCCCUCUCUUCAUAUCAUCCAAAGGAAUUGGAUGGAAAUCAUGGAAAAAGCGUUGGUUCAUCCUCACUCGAACAUCACUUGUUUUCUUCAAGAGCGACCCUAAUACCUUGCCCCAGAGAGGUGGUGAAGUGAAUGUUACUUUGGGGGGAAUUGACUUGAACAAUUCUGGGAGUGUAGUGGUCAGGGAAGACAAGAAAUUGUUAACUGUCCUUUUUCCAGAUGGUCGUGACGGCCGUGCUUUUACCUUGAAGGCAGAGACAUCGGAAGAUUUGUUUGAGUGGAAAACAGCAUUGGAAGAAGCUCUUGCACAGGCCCCAAAUGCAGCUCUUGUGAUGGGACAUAAUGGGAUAUUUCGUAAUGACACAACAGAUCCAUAUGAAGGAGCUGUUCCAAACUGGCGAGAGAAGAGGCCUAUCAAAUCAUUGGUUGUUGGUAGGCCGAUUCUUCUUGCACUGGAAGAUAUUGAUGGCAGCCCUUCUUUCCUAGAAAAAGCUUUGCGUUUUCUUGAGAGACAUGGAAUAAAGGUGGAGGGAAUUUUGCGCCAGGCUGCAGAUGUGGAGGAGGUUGACAAAAGAAUGCAAGAAUAUGAGCAAGGAAGGACGGAGUUUGCACAGGAUGAGGAUGCUCAUGUUAUUGGUGACUGUGUAAAGCAUGUUCUACGUGAACUACCAUCUUCUCCAGUACCUGCUUCCUGCUGCACAGCCUUAUUGGAAGCUUUUCGUCUGGAGAGCAAGGAAUCUCGGAUAAAUUCUAUGCGUGCGGCAAUAUCUGAGACAUUUCCUGAGCCUAAUAGGCGGCUGCUACAGAGAAUUUUGAGAAUGAUGCACACUGUUGCUUCUCAUACUGCUGAGAAUCGAAUGACUGCAUCAGCAGUUGCUGCCUGUAUGGCUCCUCUCUUGUUGCGUCCACUUCUGGCUGGUGAGUGUGAGAUGGAAGAUGACUUGGACAUGAAUGGUGACAGUUCUGCCCAGCUCAUUGCUGCGGCAAAUGCUGCCAACAGUGCUCAAGGCAUUGUCACUACUCUCUUGGAGGAAUAUGAGGGUAUUUUUUAUGAUGAGCACCUGAGGUGUUCCCUAUCACCUGAUUCUCAAAUUGAAGAUAGCGGAAGUGAAGAGUCAACAGAUGAUGAAACUGUGGAUAUCAAGGACAGUGGAUUUCAUGAUGCAGAGAAUGAUGCAGAUCAAGAAUUAGAUGACUCUGAGCGCAUAUUGAGUGGAAAAUUAAGUGAAACCAGUGCAUGCACUGCUGGUGACCUCUAUGACUACAAGGUAGCUGAUGAUGAUUCAGACGGUGAACCUUCUACAGAAGAUAAGGCUUUGGAAACAAAGGUGGAUGUAAAUGAUGCCCAGCAUAGUCAUUUAGCUGAAAAUGUUUCAGUGAAUGUCCAGAGAUCACCGAAUGAAAAAGAUCCACCAAAUAUGGUGUCCAGUCAGGAUUCCCCGUUGUCGAUGGGAGAUAUUCUUUCUUCUUUGGAUGCUGGAAUUUCCUUACCUGGUCCUGGACCUGAAUAUUCUGUAGACAGGCAGUCCAUCAAAUCCAAUGGAACUCAGAUGCAUGUGAAGCGCUCCAACUUUUGGGGACGGAACAAUGGAAGAAAAAGUCAACAGUCAGAAUUGGCUGAUUCAUCGGGUGAAGAAGAGCUUGCUAUCCAAAGACUGGAGAUCACAAAGAAUGACCUCCAGAUCAGAAUCGCGAAAGAGGCUAGAGGAAAUGCAAUCUUACAAGCAAGUUUGGAAAGAAGAAAACAAGCACUACAUGAGCGCCGUUUGGCUCUGGAGCAGGAUGUUUCAAGGUUGCAAGAGCAGCUACAAGCUGAAAGAGAUCUUAGAGCUGCAUUGGAGGUUGGAUUAAGCAUGUCUUCUGCACAUAUUUCUAGUUCACGUUCUAUGGAUUCAAAGACGAAGGCAGAGCUUGAGGAGAUUGCUCUUGCGGAGGCUGAUGUUGCAAGGUUAAAGCAGAAGGUUGCGGAGCUCCAUCUCCAACUCAACCAGCAGCGUCAACAUCAGUAUGGCUCUUUGGCAGAUGCAAAUGAUCGUUAUCAACAUCUUCCAAACCAUCUCCCACAGAACUUUGUUCAAUCAGGUUUUGAUAUGAACCUUGCUUUCUGUAAUCAGGAGAAGAAGCAAAGGAAUGAGCAGGGCCCCGCAGGUGCAUCGCAUUGGAGAAGCAUCAAGCAGCACGUGCUACCUCAUGGUUCUUCAAGGCCCUUCUCCCGGAAGCACUCCAUGGACGCCUCGUCGAGUGAUUCGAGGGAGGCAUCAACGAGCAUGCCAGCGGAUGGCAAUUCCAUGUCCGUGAACAUCCCGAAGGCAACCGAGGGCGUCGAGUACGGGAGGCAAGCUCCCGUGGCAUCGUCCACUCUGGUCGAACUGACGACCAGGCUAGAUUUCUUCAAAGAACGGCGGUCACAAUUAAUGGAGCAACUCCACAGCCUGGAUUUAGGAAAUGGAUCAGCUAAUCAUGGUUUCCCAUACAAGUCUUCGUCACCUUGGAACAGUCCAAGGUAGGAGGAGACUUCUUUUUUUUUGCGACAUUCUGUUUGUAUAUUCUUGGUAAAGAAUCCUCUCGUUUUCUUUCGUAGAAGCUGCUAGUGAGAAUGAAUGUAUAUCCCUUUCCUGUUCGUCUUCCAUUUGUUUUUGUUUUGUUGUUGCAUGCGGCAGCCUCUUUUGGGUGUGAUUUUGUAAUAUGCUUUUUGUAAUCUAUUGUAUGUAACACGAGUUGGGGGGAUCAUAAUCAUUGCCACUUGUUUCUGGUGUCUUUCCAAUAUAUAUUGUGUUUUUAAAA